This is a messenger RNA of Heterobasidion irregulare TC 32-1, 369 nucleotides long. RefSeq lists its product as uncharacterized. The transcript is spliced from 3 exons. The record is from RefSeq and is a predicted model, not a curated record. NCBI's taxonomy places the organism in Eukaryota, Fungi, Basidiomycota, Agaricomycetes, Russulales, Bondarzewiaceae. Bases 1 to 258 code for a protein of 85 amino acids.
AUGGACUCGAAGGCAGGAGCGCGGCGGGCGUGGGCUCGAGGAGAUGGGCGUGGGCUCGAGGGGACGAGGGAACGUACGCACGCGGCUUCGGAUCGCAGGCGCAGGCGGCGACUCAGGCGAGGAAAACUUCGACUUCAACAUGGAGAUGGUGCUUUGCGCGGCAGCCUAUCGGGCGUGGAGCUUGCGCGAGGGCUCGAGCAGAGAUUCGAGCCAGGAGGCAAUAGCAUUAAUACGCUCCUCAGACAUGGAAAGCGUUAAAGGCUGAACUGCUUAGAGUUGAAUAGCCUGGAAUUCUGACGCGUGUAUACAUCGUUAAUCUCCUCACUAAUUCUCAUGUCUGCUUAGCAACGCAAAGAGAACUAAGCCACA